ACGAACAGAAAAUGAGAGUUACCGAAGGCAAAAUUCUAAUCAUUUUUUAGAAAAGAAGAAACCCAGAAAUGAAAAGCAAUAUCUUUAUUCAAUCCCUGUGACCCCAAAACAUGACAAAUACCUAAAGCUCUAAGCAAACUAUAAAUAAAGAUAGUGUUGCUAUUCUCUGGAAGUAAACUGUGCUUAAAAUGCGGGUCGAAAACACCCGCAGACGAGUAAUCAAUUUUCUUCAUAGAAACUGAUGUGGCAGUUAGAAAUCGCAAGUAUAAAAAGCUGUGGAAUUUAUUCAAGAAGUCCAAUUUGCCGAUUGUAUUAAAACAAAAUAUGCGGGAAAGAUUCUUUGUACUUUUUUUAGUAUUACUCGCGAUAGCUUAUUCAUCUAAAUCGAAUGGAGAAUCUUCCUUAGAGUCAAAAUAUCAGUGGACAUUUUACGUGGAACAAAACUUCCAUCGAAUGGUGGCAAUCGUAACCGUACCGCCCGAGAAAACUGUCAGGGACUGCUAUAUAUAUGGGGAUCGAAUGUUAAUAAAAAAUGUCUUGGAAAUAAUUCCUUCAUCAGAUGCAAUCAGUGUUGAUUCCAAUACCAUAAAUCAACUGACGGAAUACUGCACAUAUGCUAAAUGGAAUGGAACGCUACCUGGCCAAGGUGGGGCAGAGGCUUGGCAAAAAUUAGGAGUAUUCAGCAGUUACCUCAUUUACCCAGGUACGAAAUGGUGUGGGUCAGGUGAUAUUGCAGACAGUUACGAAGAUUUAGGUCCUGAAAUCGAAGCCGAUUUAUGUUGUAGAGAUCAUGAUCACUGUGAAGAUUCUAUUCCUGGUCGUGAGUCCAAAUAUGGUCUGCAAAAUAACUCACCUUUUACAAAAUCACACUGUGACUGUGACGACAAGUUUCAUCAGUGUCUAAAAGAAGCAAAUACUAAGGCUUCUAAUCGCAUCGGACGAAUCUUCUUCAAUUUUGUGCAAAUGGAGUGCUUUAGACUUGACCAUCCGAUCAUCAGAUGCUUGAAAUAUAGAGGAUGGUUUCGGCCUACUUGUCAAGAAUAUGAGUUUGAUUUAUUGGAAGAACCGUUAUGGCAAUUUUUUGAUCCUAAGCACUAUGAGCCAAAAUCAGAAGAAGAAAAUGAAAUUGAAGAUAUGCAUUCUAAAGAUGUUUUCGACUUUAUGUUACGUUUAUAUGAACAAGAAGAGCACAGGAACACUUUGAAUUAAAGACAUAUGAAAGCGCACUGCAAAGCUGCAAAAUAUUUAGAAAAUUUUAUUUGCAAAAAUUUAUGUGUGUAAAAUAUAUUCUUAAAUACUGUAUUACUAUAUUGGGUACCUUAGUGUAUACCUCAUGCGUCAUCAAUGUAUAUAUAAUUUAUUUAACAUUGUGCAUAAUACAUUAAAACUUUUCCA
Stegodyphus dumicola is the source of this 1395-nucleotide messenger RNA. Its product is annotated as phospholipase A2-like. The record is from RefSeq and is a predicted model, not a curated record. NCBI's taxonomy places the organism in Eukaryota, Metazoa, Arthropoda, Arachnida, Araneae, Eresidae. Gene Ontology annotation, biological process: arachidonate secretion; phospholipid metabolic process. Gene Ontology annotation, molecular function: A2-type glycerophospholipase activity.